Scatophagus argus is the source of this 3961-nucleotide messenger RNA. RefSeq names its product glucosidase, beta (bile acid) 2 (gene gba2). The record is from RefSeq and is a predicted model, not a curated record. Gene Ontology annotation, molecular function: beta-glucosidase activity; glucosylceramidase activity. Lineage: Eukaryota; Metazoa; Chordata; Actinopteri; Scatophagidae. The transcript is spliced from 19 exons. Gene Ontology annotation, biological process: central nervous system development; carbohydrate metabolic process; glucosylceramide catabolic process. The coding region runs from base 601 to 3177 and encodes 858 amino acids. Gene Ontology annotation, cellular component: membrane.
UAGGCUGGUUCCUGAUUUUGACUAAAACAAAAGCCAACAACAAUACGCCAUUUUUUGAUUUAUAAUUUAAUAAAAUAUUAGUCCCUUGGUUGAAGUUUGGAUCUGCAACUUUUUUAAGUGGGGCGGAUUCCAUAGUUAGUUGGAGAGAAAUUGCUACCCGAGAGAUCAAUUUACGGGCAAAAAAUAUGCGACACUCGCAGCAAAUGUAAACCAUUUACAUACUGGGUGCCGUGCUAGCAGAAGCUACAGGGCUGAGUGGACGGAUAAUAGCGGUAGAGGGAUGACGCCGUCUCUCCGGGGCCCGACUGAAUGAGAGAGAUCGGCAAGUCCAGUAUUUACUGUGGGUCUUCAGCUGUCAUCCAUGCAUCCGACCACAGCUCCUGACAGCACAGACGCAUCCGGACUCUUUGCAAGAGGUCUGCCAUCUGUAAAAACACGAAUCCGGAAGGUUAUGUUGCAAUUCUCAAGAAUAUAAACAUACUGGAGCUAUAGGGGCUAAAUGCUCUUGUGGGCAGUGGUACUGGAACCUCCUGCCUGAAGGAGCAAUUAUUUAACAUUUGACAGGUUUGACAGCUCCCUGCUGCUGGGUGUCCUACUAAAAUGACAACAGAGUGGGGUGAGAAAUCCACAGCGGACCUCAUGAGUAGGUAUGUCUCCAAGGACAUGGGAUAUGAAGUGGCUAAGGAGGGCUGGCGAAUCUGCCUGGCACAUGAGUUCAAGGAGAAGAGAAAGCCCUUUCAAGCAAAAGAUGUCUCACUGUCCAACGUCUUGGAGCACCUUGGACUUGGAAUCAGGUAUCUAAAAUGGUGGUACAAGAAGACCCAGGUGGAAAAGAAAGCUCCAUUCAUUGAUAUGUUUGGUGCACAACCCUUGCGUCAAAUAUAUGGUGCUCCACUUGGCGGCAUUGGAGGCGGUACCAUCACGAGAGGUUGGCGGGGGGAAUUCUGCAGGUGGCAACUCAACCCUGGGAUGUACCACUAUAAAACUGUCACAGCAAACCAGUUUACAGUGUGUUUGCGUCGUGGUGGGCAAACGGUUUACCAGCAGGUGCUGUCUGUAGAGCGUCCUCCCACAUUACAGGGCUGGAACUGGGGCUACUGCGGAGAGUACGCCUUCUAUCAUGCCUUGUACCCACGUGCCUGGACUGUCUACAACCUCCCGGGACAGAAUGUCACCUUAACCUGCAGACAGAUUUCCCCCGUCAUUCCUCACGACUACCGGGAUUCUAGUCUCCCAGUGGCAGUAUUUGUGUGGGACAUAGAGAACAAGAAUGACUACGCUCUGGAUGUCUCCAUCAUGUUCACCAUGGUCAACGGGUCAGGACACAAGGACGACAAGGGUGGGGGACACUGGAAUGAGCCAUUCCACCUGGAGAAGGAGGGAGAGGCGGUGUCUGGGGUCCUGCUACAUCACUGCACUGCGGUGAACCCUUACACUCUGUGCAUCGCAGCCCGAGAACAGCCUGACAGGGAAGUCAGUCACCAGACAGCGUUCAGUCCAAAGGGAACCUGCAGCAGCCUGUGGACUGACCUCAUCACUGACGGACGACUGGACUCCCCUACAGGAUCCAGUCCACCGACGAAUAAAGGAGAGAAGGUGGCGGCAGCGUUGGCUGUGGGCUGCUCGGUGUCAGCUCAAAGCCGUAACACCCUGGAGUUCUGCCUGGCCUGGGACAUGCCGAAAAUCACUUUCGGAUCUCGGGAGAGGGAACACAUCAGGAGAUACGCUCGGUACUUCGGGACGAAAGGGGAUGCGUCCCCCUCACUCAGUCACUAUGCCCUAACACACUACGGACAGUGGGAAAAGAGCAUUGAGGAGUGGCAAAGACCCAUUCUACAGGACAGUUCUCUCCCCUCCUGGUACAAGUCAGCCCUGUUUAAUGAGCUGUACUUUGUGGCGGACGGAGGGACGGUGUGGACAGAGCUGUCGGAGGAUGCUGACGUCAGCGGGGGCGUGCGCAGCGAGGACGGGGGGCUGCCAGCUCAACCUGCUGUCGUCAAGGAGUACGGCCGCUUUGCCUACCUGGAAGGUCAGGAGUACAGAAUGUACAACACAUACGAUGUGCACUUCUAUGCUUCCUUUGCACUUAUUAUGCUGUGGCCCAAACUCGCCUUGAGUGUGCAAUAUGAUAUUGCUGGCAGUGUGGUUCAGCACGACCCAACUGAGAGGCUCCAUCUGAUGAGUGGGCGGCAUUCAGCUGUCAAAACCAAAAAUGUGGUGCCUCAUGACAUAGGAGACCCAGAUGAUGAGCCAUGGCAGAGGGUAAAUGCCUACCUCAUCCACGACACAGCAGACUGGAAGGACCUGAACCUGAAAUAUAUCCUGCAGGUCUACAGGGACUUUCAUCUCACCCAGGACAGCCAGUACCUGCGGGAUAUGUGGCCCAUCUGCCAGGCAGUGAUGGAGUCGGAGAUGAAGUUCGACAUGGAUGGAGACGGACUGAUUGAGAAUUCUGGAUAUGCUGACCAGACCUACGAUGGCUGGACGGUGACUGGACCGAGCGCAUACUGUGGUGGGCUGUGGGUGGCGUCCCUGUGUGUGAUGUGCAAGAUGGCCAGACUGGUGAACAACGAGGAGGCAUACCAAAAGUACAGAGACAUCUUAGACAGGGGCAGUGCUGCUUUUGACAAACUUCUGUGGAACGGCAAGUACUACAACUAUGACAGCAGUGGGAGAGACCUUUCUAAUAGUGUCAUGUCUGAUCAGUGUGCAGGCCAUUGGUUCCUGAGGGCGUCUGGGCUGGGAGAGGAAGAAUACCAGGUUUUUCCAAAAGAAAAAAUCCAGAGUGCACUAAAAUCUGUCUUUGACUUGAAUGUAAUGAGCUUCGCUGGAGGCCAGAUGGGGGCAGUUAAUGGUAUGCGACCUGUAGGAGUGCCCGACCGCUCCAGUGUCCAGUCAGAUGAAGUCUGGAUUGGAGUGGUGUAUGGACUGGCAGCAACGAUGAUCCACGAGGGUAUGUGGGAGGAGGGCAUGCGCACAGCGGAGGGUUGCUACCGGACCGUGUGGGAGAGGCUGGGAAUGGCCUUCCAGACACCUGAAGCUUACUGUGAGAAAGGCGUUUACCGCUCUCUGGCAUACAUGAGGCCUCUGAGCAUCUGGGCCAUGCAGCUAGCCCUCAACACUUCACAGAAGGACCAAAGCACAUCAGCUCAGACUAAAGCCACAGACAGGGAGUAGGGAUAGGAUCUGAGAGAAAAUCAGAGCUGGGACCUGAGCCAUCAGACCGAGUGUGAUUAGUGAUUAGAGACGUACAGCGAGUUCCUCUGGCAAUGACCUACAAUCUCCACCCGCAGUGAACACACUCAUCAGCUGGGCUCCAUUUCAUCAGUUACAGACUGAAUUGGAUCAUCUACUGUUUGUUUUGCCUCAGAUGUUUCGAUGAAGUCAUCAGAAUCUGUAGAGGUGGAGAGUUUAAACAUUUCUGAAGAGAAUGCAAAUGGUUCCUGAUUUUUCUUUCUUUUUUUUUUUUAAGUUGUGGAGUGUGAGUGGAACCGAGGAAAUGUGGAAAUCAUGACCAGAGUGUACUGCUAAUUAAAAUCUGAUCUUGUGUUUCAGCAACAGUCUAUUUCACAAUCACGUCAGUAAUUAUGUUUGCAUACUUGGGAGAGGAACAUACUGUAGAGUGCAUAAGCUAACUAUUUGCAGGCAUGUGAUCAUUAUUGUCUUCAAGAGUUGAGAAUUCAGUAAUUAAGCCUGAAUGAUCUCUAUUAGAAAGAGAAACCAUUUUCAUUUUUCCUCCACUUAAAUUUGAAUGCUGUAGUAAGUAAUGUAAUAUGCAAUGAGUAGUGAUGGAAAUCUGAUAUUUUUUUUUCCCUUUUUUACUCAAUUGUAUUUGGUGCCUUGUUGCAUGUAGGCCUACUGUAUAUCUACAGUGUAUUAAUAUAGUGACAACAUUUGCUAUGUUUUAUAAAAUUCAAUAUUCAUGACAAUCAUGCUGAAUAAAUGGCAGAAUAAGAUACAA